This is a messenger RNA of Fibroporia radiculosa, 1578 nucleotides long. RefSeq lists its product as uncharacterized. The coding region runs from base 1 to 1578 and encodes 525 amino acids. Gene Ontology annotation, molecular function: aspartic-type endopeptidase activity. NCBI's taxonomy places the organism in Eukaryota, Fungi, Basidiomycota, Agaricomycetes, Polyporales, Fibroporiaceae. The record is from RefSeq and is a predicted model, not a curated record. Gene Ontology annotation, biological process: proteolysis. The transcript has 6 exons.
AUGCUUGUGACCAUUCUGAUAUUGUUUCUGGCGCCACUUUCACUGGCAACAACUCACUUACCGCUAUACCGCACAAGUUCGCGGGCUCUAGAGAAGCGGAAUGGGCAAUAUACUGCCAUAGGCCUGGGUGACUAUCUGGAUAUUACGUACAAUGUUCUGGUGGAGAUUGGGAACACACGCGCCCCGUUAGUUCUCGAUACUGGUUCAUCUGAUCUUUGGCUUGCGUCUGACUCGUGUGCUGGGGAUUGUCUCGACGCUGGCAUUGCCUUGUACUCUUCCGAGCAGCUGCAGUCUACCGGUCUCGACGUUCGCUUGUUCUAUGGUGACUCGCGCACUGGCACGCACGCGUCGGGGCCUAUUGGUCUGGAAAGUGUGGGCAUUGCUAAUCUAUCACAAUCUGGGCAAGUAUUUGCGGCAAUCAACGACACCAAUUCGACCAUAUUUCAGACUAAUUCCGCGGGAAUUCUGGGGCUUGGAUUUCCUCCUAUCAGCGUCAUCUGGCGUCAACUACUGCAAGCCCAGCUCGCCUCAGCUAGUUCCCCGGUCUCCAAACGAUCCCCACUGGCUCCUUUUCCUACCAACAUUACUGCCGCCUCGAUUGGCCAGCCACCCUUCCCCUCCUUUGACUUCCUAUCAACCACACACUCCUCGCGUAAGAGGCGCCGGUCUAAUCAAUCUCCUCUAUUCUCUUCCGCAAGCGUUCUAUCUUCUUUCGCUGCUUACGGACCCCUUUUCUCUCGGCUAAUUAUGCAGCAGGCGCUGGAACGCCCGCUUGUCGCCACUACUCUACAGCGCGACACUCUGCAGAUCGGCGGAGAUGUAGGCUCUUUGUCACUUGGUGGACUGCCUGAAGGAAUUCAGGACAACCAAUUGACAUGGGUUCCCGUUCGUGCGUACAGCGUUGAUGAAGGAGGACUGCCUCCCUCCCCCGAGGCUCCAAAUGAAGUAUACCCUCUGGUUUGGGAGAUUGCGAUAGAUGAGGUCUUUUUCGAUGGCCUCAAACUUCCGCGCUCUGCUCUUGUUUCGCCUGCCAUAUCUAUCUCAGGCCUCGUCGACACAGGCAAUUCGCUGAUCCGUGGCCCUCGAGACAUUGUAAAUCAUAUUAUCCAACGCUUUGGCGGCCCCGACUAUGCGUUUGACUGCGGCGAAGCCCACAAUUUGACCUUCCAGAUCGGCAGUGUGCUCUUUCCGGUGGACCCUCGCGAUUUUGCCCAGCCUCUUCCGGCCGAUUCGCCGGGUCCUGAACGCUGUACGGCCGCUCUGGCCGUCACCGAUCCGCCUGGCAACGGAGGAUUCCUAUACAGCUGGAGCCUCGGGGAUCCCUUUCUCAAAUCUGCACUCAUUGCAUAUUACUAUGGAAACCUCACCCACCCAUCACAAGAUCCACCGCGAAUCGGGCUAUUGUCAACUGUUCCGGCGAAUGCAGCAGAUCAGCUGCGGCAGGCAACGCGGAUUGCAGUCGCCGAUGGAGGCGUCUUCCCUGGUGCAUUAUACGUGUUAUAUUCUUGGAAUAUAUAUGCUAAUUCGAAUAUUGGAAUCAAGCAAUCACGCAAGCUGCUCCAUCCGGGACGUACGUAG